Messenger RNA from Ipomoea triloba (trilobed morning glory), 1203 nucleotides. Its product is annotated as MADS-box protein SOC1-like. Gene Ontology annotation, cellular component: nucleus. Gene Ontology annotation, biological process: positive regulation of transcription by RNA polymerase II. Lineage: Eukaryota; Viridiplantae; Streptophyta; Magnoliopsida; Solanales; Convolvulaceae. The coding region runs from base 185 to 871 and encodes 228 amino acids. The record is from RefSeq and is a predicted model, not a curated record. The transcript is spliced from 8 exons. Gene Ontology annotation, molecular function: DNA-binding transcription factor activity, RNA polymerase II-specific; RNA polymerase II cis-regulatory region sequence-specific DNA binding; protein dimerization activity.
UCCUUUUAGGGUUUCAGAUGAACGCUUCUCUCUCUCUCUGUCACAUACCUUGAAUUCUUCCUCAAUCCUUCCAGAUCUGAGAAAACCAAUAAAAAAGAUUGGAUUGAGACCAUUUAUAGCUACGAACCCUCGAAUUCUUUUCUGGGUUUUCGAUUUUCUUGAGCUCAAACGGUGUGGAAAAAAAAUGGUGAGAGGAAAAACUCAGAUGAAGAGGAUAGAAAAUGCUGCGAGUAGGCAGGUGACUUUUUCUAAAAGGAGGAGUGGGCUUCUCAAGAAGGCCUUUGAGCUUUCAGUUCUCUGUGAUGCUGAAGUUACACUCAUCAUUUUCUCCCAAAAUGGAAAGCUCUCUGAGUUCUCAAGCUCCAAGUAUGACUCUAUAAUCGGAUUAAAGGUUUUAAAAAUACAAACUAAAAUCAAAAGAUCAAGACUAUUGAUCUUAAGAGUGACGAGGAAGCGACGAAAUGAGGAGACGAUGAAAAGAGGAGGGAUAAGGUUUUUGCUGGCUAUAGGGGAUUCACAGCUUACAAAAGAAGAGGUUGCUACAUUAAGUAAGAACAUCAAUCUUCUUGAAGACAAUAAAAGAAAGCUUUUAGGUGAAGGUUUAGAUUCAUGCUCUAUUGAUGAGCUACAAGUAAUGGAAAAGCAGUUGGAAGGAGGCUUAAGCUGCAUUAGGGCAAGAAAGGAUUUAUUAUUCAAGGAGCACAUAAAUCAGCUUAAAGCAAAGGAAAAAGUUCUAUGCAAACAAAACGCUGAGUUGCGAAAAUUGUGUGAGAAGAGCCAAGUGCCUAUUUCUCUAAUAAAAUUAGGUGAGCCUCAGAAGCAAAUAAUGGAAGUAGAGACAGAACUGUACAUUGGCCUGCCGUCUCAGUAGUACAACCGAGUUGAGCAUCAUCCUACACAACUAAUCAUUAUAGUCUCUUGUUAAUGUUUAUUUUUUAGAACGAGUAAUGCUAUAUACCCUUUAUCUCUCCUAUGGUCUUCCCCUGCUGAUGUGACAUCUGAUAGGAUUUCUUAAUAUCUAAUUAUGAACUAAAUUUUGUUUUUUAAAUUAAUUAUAGAGUCGUUCAAAUGAACACUCAAUAAAUAGAAGUCACAUCAGGAGGGGAAAUAUGAAAGGAAUAAAUUUAGAGGGGUAGAAAGCAUUUUUAUUGUUUAAAAAAAUAUAUUCAUAAAGUGUGUAUCGAUGAUGUGCUACAUCUUUUA